AGGGUGGUAUUCUUAUACGUCACUUACUUCAUGAAGAACCAUCUAGGAACUGAUCAGAACCUUAGACAUGUCCACUGCCAGUGAGAGUCCCGCGCGCCUCGGCCAGUUCAAAAACAAGGGGAAAGAUGCUAACGAAUUAAGGAGAAGAAGAAUCGAAGUAAAUGUCGAACUUCGAAAAGCUAAGAAAGACGAACAGAUCCUUAAAAGGAGAAAUGUCAGCAGCCUGCCAGAUGAAGCGACAUCACCACUUCAAGAGAAAAACCAAAAUGCACAGCCCGCGCAGCAUUGGACCGUGGAGGAGAUUGUCAGUGGCGUAAAUAGCCAAAGCCGUGAUCAUCAGUUACAGGCCACGCAGGCAGCCAGGAAGCUGCUUUCAAGGGAAAGGCACCCUCCCAUCGACAACAUCAUAGCUGCUGGCCUGAUCGCUAAGUUUGUAGGAUUCCUUGGGUGCCCCGACUGUCCGCCCAUCCAGUUCGAGGCGGCCUGGGCCCUUACCAACAUCGCCUCAGGGACAUCUGAACAGACCCGAGCUGUGGUGGAUGGUGGCGCUAUCCAAGCCUUCGUCAGUCUGGUGACCUCUCCUCAUCCUCACGUCAGUGAGCAGGCCAUUUGGGCGCUGGGCAAUAUCGCUGGCGAUGGUCCAACCUACAGGGACAAAGUCAUUAAGCAUGGUGCCAUCGAUGCUCUCCUCACUCUUCUUGCAGUCCCCGACUUGGCAAUCUUCUCUUCGGGGUACCUGCGGAACGUCACCUGGACCCUCUCCAACCUCUGCCGCAAUAAGAACCCGGCGCCCCCGCUGCCCGCCGUCCAGGAGAUGCUCCCCGCGCUGCUGCGUCUGCUCAACGUCAACGACAAAGAGGUGCUGGCCGACGCCUGCUGGGCCGUGUCCUACCUGACGGACGGUCCCAACGAGCGGAUCGAGGUGGUGGUCCAGUCCGGCCUGGUGCCCCAUCUGGUGCAGCUGCUGGGCUGCGUGGAGAUCGCUAUCGUGACUCCGGCGCUGCGCUCCGUGGGGAACAUCGUGACGGGGACGGACGAGCAGACCCAGAGCGUGCUGAACGCCGGCGCCCUGGCCAUGUUCCCCAUGCUGCUGCGCCACCCCAAGAACAACAUCCAGAAGGAGGCCGCCUGGACACUGUCCAACAUCACUGCUGGGAAGGACACCCAGAUCCAGGAGGUCCUCAAUGCCGGCCUGGUGCCUUUGAUGGUGGAGGCCCUGCAUGCGGGAGACUACAAAACCCAGAAGGAAGUUGUGUGGGCCAUCACCAACUACACCAGUGGGGGGAACAUCGAGCAGGUGAUCUUCCUGGUGCGGUGCAACGUGCUGGUGCCCCUGCUGGACCUGCUAACAGCCAAGGAGAGCAAAACCAUCCUGGUCAUCCUGGAUGCCAUCUCCAACAUUUUCAUGGCAGCAGAGAAGAUUGGCGAGACCGAGAAAUUGUGCGUGAUGGUCGAGGAAUGUGGCGGCCUGGACAAAAUUGAGGCCCUGCAGUCUCAUGACAAUGAGAUGGUCUACAAGGCUGCCCUCAACCUGAUCGAGAAGUACUUCUCGGAUGAGGACGAGGAGGAUGAGUCUGUUGUGCCAGAGACAACCGAAGAUGGCUAUGCUUUCCAGAUUCCUGAGAACCAAAGCACUUUCAACUUUUAAACAGCACUCCUGUUUUCUUCAUAUCAAUGUCUUGUCUGUAUUUUUGUAUUUGUAUCACCAUCACGCAUUUCACUUGUGUACAUAAGUACAUAUGUUCUUUGUUUUACUAUAAACCCUGUAAAUAAACUUUAUAAAAAAUA
This is a messenger RNA of Alosa sapidissima (American shad), 1788 nucleotides long. RefSeq names its product importin subunit alpha-1-like. The transcript is spliced from 11 exons. Gene Ontology annotation, cellular component: nucleus; cytoplasm. Gene Ontology annotation, biological process: NLS-bearing protein import into nucleus. Gene Ontology annotation, molecular function: protein binding; nuclear import signal receptor activity. NCBI's taxonomy places the organism in Eukaryota, Metazoa, Chordata, Actinopteri, Clupeiformes, Clupeidae. The record is from RefSeq and is a predicted model, not a curated record. Bases 68 to 1648 code for a protein of 526 amino acids.